AUGGUGAGCCAGGCAGAUCUUGAGCGGGCCAUCCACCAAAAGCUUGGACAUAUCGAUACACUUUUUGUUUCGGAUGUAUCAGGGGGUUGUGGGCAAGCAUUCGAUGUUGUAAUCGUCUCAGAGCAGUUUGAGGGCAAGAGAACAUUGCAACGGCAUCGCCUCGUGAAUGAUUGCCUCAAGGACGAAAUUGCUUCUAUGCAUGCUUUCUCCCAAAAGACAUACACUCCAAAGCAAUUCGAAGAACUCAAGUUUAUGUAUUCACGUCAAACUCCUAGCGAGAAGCCAGGCGUUUCUGCCCCUGCACCCAGUUUCUCUCAACCCACGGGCACAAACGUCGAAGCGGCCAAAAAGAAUACGAAGGCCGAUGGUGGCAUUGUUCCAAAGAUUGAAAUUCCUACCGGAAUCAACGAAAACAUUCAUGUCCCAGAGCUCACCCUCACGCCAGUAUCUGAAUCGAAACAUCCGUUCCGAUCUUAUCACCCCGAUCUCGAGUCUGAAAGUGCCUCCGUGGGCUCUGUGGACAUAAGGCAUACCUCGAGCCUGGAAGGAACUGGCAUUUCGCGUCUGCAUCAUGCGACCAUUUCCAAUCCUAGUUUUUGGCAGCAUUUGCGGGAAUUGCUCCGGAAUGAGGUGAUGCAAGAGCCGCAAGACAUGAAUGUUGACGAUGACGUUGUUUCACAGCGUCGGAAUCAUGAAUUGGGUGGUUCUGAAGUGGAACAGCUGUUUGAAGACUUUUUCCUCACCCAAAAAAACCACUUGUCUGCGAAUGACAUUGCGCGCAUUCGUGAUAUUACAGGUAUGCAUGGUAUGAGUAGCUAA
Malassezia restricta is the source of this 819-nucleotide messenger RNA. Its product is annotated as protein involved in negative regulation of iron regulon transcription. The coding region runs from base 1 to 819 and encodes 272 amino acids. The transcript has a single exon. NCBI's taxonomy places the organism in Eukaryota, Fungi, Basidiomycota, Malasseziomycetes, Malasseziales, Malasseziaceae. The record is from RefSeq and is a predicted model, not a curated record.